Molecule: messenger RNA, 566 nt
Organism: Rhododendron vialii
Lineage: Eukaryota; Viridiplantae; Streptophyta; Magnoliopsida; Ericales; Ericaceae
Exons: 3
Coding region: 51-434 (127 amino acids)
Source: RefSeq, a predicted model, not a curated record
UGAUUUCAGGGAAGACUAGGUCUCUCGGCACUGAUAUUCCUAACAAUAUUAUGGAGAUUGAUGAUUCAGAAUUCGUAUACGCUGUGGUCGUUGGGAUAGCCUCGGAAGAUUUCCGGCGGAUCAUUUGGCACUUCAGGCACUUAUCCCCUUUCGUUGAAGCAUUUGUGACUGAUGAAGAAGUGACUUUUAUAUUUGGUCCUGCGGAAAUUGUGCUCAAAACAGAGAAUGGGAACUGCGUUAUUGGGGGCAUAAAUGGACACCACCGGGUCAAGAUCCGACUCAGUCUGCACAUCCCGGACUCGCUACUUGAAGCCUCGGAGCUCUCUGCCUCGGUUUGGAUGUUCAAGUCCCCUGACUCGCCCGAUUUGCUGAGUUUCCCGGUUCGACAACUCGGUAACGUCGUGUUCUACUUCAAGAAUGAACACAGGCUAUGAACUUGUGGAAUUCGAAUCACAUCUGUACAUAUGAUUCUUCUGUGUAAACAAAGGAGGAAGCUUAAUUGCCGAUUAAAAAAAAAAGAAAACAGAAGAAGAAGGGGAAGCUUAACCUUUGAUUGAUUUCAUUUU